GAAAGAGAAACUAGUAACAACCAACCUUUCCUUUGCACUUGCAGAUCAACAAAAGGGAUUCUUGGGUCCUAGAGACCAAAGAAAGAAUCAGCAGGAAUGCCCAGGGUGAAUUGAUGGAUUGCAGAGCCUGGCUGGCACGCUUUGUGCCCACCCCACCUCCAAAUCAUCUUAAUUACAAGUCAGAGGGCAGGCUUAGUGAACAAGACUGGCAAGCACAUUUCAAGGUCCCAUGUUGUGGGGUUGAUGCAUCUCAACUUGAGUCAGAAGAGGCAGAAGUGGAUGUGAGAGAAAGAGAGACACAGAGAGACAGAGAGCCAAAGAGGGCAAGAGACUUGACUUUAAGAGACUCCUGUACUGACAACUCCAUGCAGUUCGGAACCAGAACGACUCCGGCUGAACCAGGGUUCAUGGGGACAUGGCAAAACGCUGAUACUAACCUCUUAUUCAGAAUGUCCCAACAGGUUCCACUGGCAUGUGCUGGCAGAGUGCUGGGUGCAGACUUCUGCCCAGACCUGGAGGAGCCAGACCAGAGGCUGGAAGUCCAGGCCAUCCGUUGCACGCUGGUAAACUGCACAUGUGAAUGUUUUCAGCCGGGGAAGAUUAACCUGAGGACUUGCGAUCAGUGUAAACAUGGCUGGGUGGCACAUGCCUUGGAUAAGCUCAGCACGCAGCACCUGUACCACCCCACCCAAGUGGAGAUUGUGCAGUCCAACGUGGUGUUUGACAUCAGCAGCCUGAUGCUCUACGGGACGCAGGCAGUGCCUGUGCGACUAAAGAUUCUGCUGGACCGGCUCUUCAGUGUCCUGAAGCAAGAGGAAGUGCUGCACAUACUGCAUGGCCUGGGCUGGACUCUGAGGGACUACGUCCGGGGAUACAUCCUUCAGGAUGCUGCCGGCAAGGUGCUGGACCGCUGGGCCAUCAUGUCUCGAGAAGAGGAAAUCAUCACCCUUCAGCAGUUUCUGAGGUUUGGAGAAACCAAAUCCAUUGUGGAGCUGAUGGCAAUUCAGGAGAAAGAAGGGCAGGCCGUGGCUGUACCAUCUUCAAAGACAGACUCAGAUAUAAGGACUUUCAUUGAGAGCAAUAAUCGCACCAGGAGUCCCAGCCUCCUUGCUCACUUAGAGAACAGCAAUCCUUCCAGCAUUCAUCACUUCGAAAACAUCCCCAACAGCCUUGCAUUUCUGCUUCCAUUCCAGUACAUAAACCCUGUCUCAGCCCCUCUGCUAGGGUUGCCUCCAAACGGGCUACUUCUAGAGCAACCAGGACUGAGGCUGCGGGAACCAAGCCUUUCAACCCAGAAUGAAUAUAAUGAGAGCAGCGAGUCUGAAGUGUCUCCCACACCUUAUAAGAAUGAUCAGACACCAAAUAGAAAUGCCCUGACCAGCAUUACCAAUGUGGAGCCCAAAACCGAGCCAGCCUGUGUCUCCCCCAUUCAGAAUUCUGCCCCAGUCAGUGAUCUCACCAAAACUGAACACCCAAAAAGCUCAUUCCGGAUUCACCGGAUGAGAAGGAUGGGGUCGGCCUCCAGGAAGGGAAGAGUGUUCUGUAACGCAUGUGGGAAGACUUUCUAUGACAAAGGUACUCUCAAAAUUCAUUAUAAUGCUGUUCAUCUGAAGAUCAAACAUCGAUGCACCAUCGAAGGCUGCAACAUGGUCUUUAGCUCCCUCCGAAGCCGAAAUCGGCAUAGUGCAAACCCCAACCCUCGCCUUCACAUGCCUAUGUUAAGAAAUAACCGAGACAAAGAUUUAAUUCGGGCCACAUCAGGAGCUGCCACCCCCGUCAUAGCGAGUACGAAAUCAAAUCUCACACUCACGAGUCCUGGCCGGCCCCCAAUGGGUUUUACCACUCCCCCACUAGACCCCGUCUUACAGAAUCCUCUCCCUAGCCAGCUGGUAUUUUCUGGGCUAAAGACUGUACAGCCUGUUCCUCCAUUUUAUAGAAGUUUACUCACUCCAGGGGAAAUGGUGAGUCCUCCAACCUCCCUCCCAACCAGUCCCAUCAUUCCAACCAGUGGUACCAUAGAGCAGCACCCCCCACCACCUUCUGAGCCAGUAGUGCCAGCAGUGAUGAUGGCCACCAUUGAGCCUAGUGCCGACCUGGCACCCAAGAAAAAGCCCAGGAAGUCAAGCAUGCCAGUAAAGAUUGAGAAGGAAAUAAUCGAUACUGCUGAUGAGUUUGAUGACGAAGAUGAUGACCCCAACGAUGGCGGAGCUGUGGUCAAUGACAUGAGCCAUGACAAUCAUUGCCACUCCCAAGAGGAGAUGAGCCCAGGCAUGUCUGUGAAGGACUUUUCUAAGCAUAACAGGACCAGGUGCAUUUCAAGGACUGAAAUAAGAAGGGCUGACAGCAUGACUUCUGAGGACCAGGAGCCCGAGCGGGACUAUGAGAACGAGUCUGAGUCUUCAGAGCCCAAACUGGGUGAGGAAUCCAUGGAAGGGGAAGAGCACAUUCACAGUGAGGUGAGUGAAAAAGUCCUGAUGAGCAGUGAGAGGCCUGAUGAGAACCACAGUGAACCCUCUCACCAGGAUGUCAUCAAGGUGAAGGAAGAAUUCACAGAUCCCACUUAUGACAUGUUUUACAUGAGCCAGUAUGGACUGUACAACGGUGGGGGGGCUAGCAUGGCUGCCCUACACGAAAGUUUUGCAUCGUCCCUGAAUUAUGCCAGUCCUCAAAAGUUCUCCCCAGAAGGUGACCUGUGUUCUAGCCCAGACCCCAAAAUCUGUUAUGUGUGCAAGAAGAGUUUCAAAAGCUCCUACAGCGUGAAGCUUCACUACAGAAACGUUCACUUAAAAGAGAUGCACGUCUGCACAGUGGCUGGCUGCAAUGCUGCCUUCCCCUCGCGCCGAAGCAGAGACAGACACAGUGCCAACAUAAAUCUGCAUCGUAAACUGUUGACCAAAGAACUCGAUGACAUGGGCCUGGACUCGUCGCAGCCUUCCCUUAGCAAGGACCUCCGGGAUGAAUUUUUAGUGAAGAUCUAUGGUGCCCAGCACCCCUUGGGGCUCGAUGUCAGGGAAGAUGCCUCCUCUCCCGCUGGGACUGAAGACUCCCACCUGAACGGGUAUGGGAGAGGCAUGGCCGAGGACUACAUGGUCCUUGAUCUGAGCACCACCUCUAGCCUCCAGUCCAGCAGCAGCAUCCAUUCCUCCAGAGAAUCCGAUGCAGGCAGCGAUGAGGGGAUUCUUCUCGACGACAUUGAUGGGGCGAGUGACAGUGGGGAGUCUGCACACAAGGCUGAGGCCCCCACCCUCCCUGGGAGUCUAGGGGCUGAAGUUUCAGGAUCUCUUAUGUUCAGCAGCUUGUCUGGGAGCAAUGGUGGGAUCAUGUGCAACAUUUGCCACAAAAUGUACAGCAACAAGGGGACACUGAGGGUGCACUACAAAACUGUGCAUUUGCGAGAGAUGCACAAGUGCAAAGUCCCUGGUUGCAAUAUGAUGUUUUCCUCUGUGCGAAGCCGAAACCGGCACAGUCAGAACCCUAAUCUCCACAAAAACAUUCCCUUCACUUCAAUAGAUUAGUCCCAGAACGGACACUACAAAUGCCAGCUCUCACCAGAUGGCCUACAUCUUUGAACUGCCAUAGUCAGUGUGCGCUUACCUACGUGGCGGGGGUGUAUAUGUGUGUGCACAUGUGUAUGCCUCUGUGUCUACAUACACACACAUACGCACAUUUUCUUUUCUUUAGAUAAAAAGAUAAACACUAGGUGCUUUUGAAUUUUUUUCUUUUUCCUUUAUAGUUUUGGGAAAGGGAUGGGAUCUUUAAUUCGGGGGUGAAAACAGAGUGCCCCUUUAAACACACACACACACACACACACACACACACACACACACACACACAGCGUGCAACUAGCCCCAAUUUUGAUAGAAUAAUUUUUGGUCUUCUCCAAAGAGACAAUUUGUUGUACCCAUGACUGUUGCCUGCAAAAAAAUAAAAGGGAAAAAAGAAAAAAGAAACAAAAAGGAACUUCUAAUAGUUGUCUUUUGUGAACUUUAAGGUUUUGAGAGAAUCUUCAAUUAAAGCAUGGCAGAUUCACCUGUAAAUAUUUAGCCUUGAGAGGCCAAUGAUGUAAAACAAUUGUAUUGAUGGUCGUUUAACUCUUUUGUUUAAUUUUUACAGUUACAUCCAGCUGUUAGAUAUGCAGGAGAAAAAUAGUUUGCUGGCUAGCUCUAUUCAUUUAUGUUAGCAUUAAUGCACAUUUUUUUUAAAAAAAACAUGGUCUUGUUUUUACUACCUGUUAGAUAUAGUGAUAAAGAAGUGCUGGCAUGCUUUACAGCACAGAUCUGAUUUUUUAAAAUGUCCUGUACUAGUACGUAAAUCCAGUCAUGCACUUUUUAUCAUACACUACAAGGGGAUGUGUAAUAUCCAGGCUUCUUUUUUUUUUUAAACUUUAAACUAUUGCCAUACUUCAGUAAGUGUCUUUUUUAAAAAAUCCACUUGUAUAAAAAUGGUCUGGUCAGUAUAGGGCACAAAUGCCAAACAAAAGUAUUAGUGUUAACACAAAACUGCCAACUUUGCACAAGUUUCCAGAAAAGAAAAUACAAUUAGUCACUCAACAUAACCACAGGCCAAUUUGUCGACCACCAGAAAACCGCUUUGAAAAAAAACACUUGGUGAUUCUUUCAAGUGCUGAAUGUUAUUAGAAUCAACAUUGCAUCCUUCUUGCUUAUAUGUUAAAUUACAUAAAAGGAAAACAAAAUUAUGUGGUGUGAAUCAGCCAAGGCAUUUUUUCUUUAGAGGCAGGAUAAUAUUUCAGGAUACAAAAGCCCAAAUUACUCACUAUGGAACAAAGCUGAAUGCAGUAAUAGAGUUGAACACUCCUUUCCAAGGCCCUAACCCUUAUCCUUUUUAAAGAAAGUCAGUCUAAACUGGAUUGGUCUGUUGUAUGGCCGUCUCAUUUGUGGCAAAUUCUGCAGUAGUGCUACGAUUCAGGCCUGUUUGAUAGACAAAAUCAAAGGCUGUUUAACAGCAGCAGUACUUGGAAGCUCUGAGAACACAUGCUAAACUUGAAUUGAGCAACACUCCUUCCGAAAGGCAGAGGAAGGGGGGUUGAGAUAGGAUCUCACUGUGUAGUGUUUUGUUUCCCCACACAAAUUUGUCAGAGAAAAUGAAAGCAAGCCUGAAACCAAGCAAUAGAGAGUGGGGGUGGUGGGGAGGGGGGUCUGCUCCAAACUUUUGUUUUGUUUUGUUUUGUUUUGUUUUGUUUUGUUUUGUUCUGUUUCCGAUGUUUACACAUGUUGCCUGAGCUGGUUAACCACAUCGGCAGCCUGAGCUACCACAACAUACUGACUAAAUGAUGAUAUUUACUCAAGUUCAGUCCGCAGCCAAAACUAUUAAGAGUGUGGACUGCAGACUGUUGUCUUUUUUUUCUUUCUUUCUUUCUUUCUUUUAAAUGGGGAGGGGGUGACAUUAAACAAGGAAUAGUUUGUCAAACAAUACACAAUAUAAAGAGAAUGUAUUUCUUAUUUUGCAUUUAAUGGCCUCAAACAUUUCUCCCAUCUGUCUAAAAGUUAGAAAUACCCUUCGUUUCAAUGUUUCAUGUCAUUUCCAUUUUUCCUAUGUUCUGUAAUUAUUUUUUUCUGUGUUCACUUCAGCAUUCACUUCCGUUAAAUUUGCCAAAGGAAACUGUUAAUAUGUUUCUGUUAUUAUUAUUCCUGUAGGAUUUAUUGUACCUCACAGUAUUUAUUGUUUCCAAAAAUAAGCACCAUUCGUUGGGGAUUCAGUAUUUUUAUUUGUGAAAAUUUCAGAAACAAUAGAUUCUUAAAGAUAAGCUAGAUAUAUCUAGGAGCUUUAUCUUUUUGCCUCCUUCUGAGGAUGCUAGGGAGGAUGCUAUGGGGUUCGUUUGAUUCUUCAUUUGUUCUACAGUGAGGAAAGACCAAAAGUAUUUGCAGUACAAAAGAAACUAUAUCAAACACUAUGUCUGUUAAAUGACAAAUGUUUACGGUAAAAAGCUGAGGAAUUAGUAAUAACCAUUUUUGUUUUCUUGUACCUUUGAAUUCCCCAAAGUCUUAAUUGCUUUAUUUUGGUGUUGUGUUAAAUUGAAUAGACAGAGAUGUUUUCCUUUGUUUUAUACCUUAUAAGACUCUGUACAGUAUGUUUGUUAAAGAUUGAACCAGAAUAAUGAACGUUUGUUUGCAAACAUUUUGGUCCUCUUAGCAUUCUGUGUAUUUCGUUGUUGCCCUAUUACCAAAUGACUAGAUUCAACAUGGGUGGAAAAUAUUUUUAGAAUCCCAAAAAAAGAUUAUGGCAACUCUGGCUUUUGGAGUGCAUAGACGAAAUUACACCUAUUUUAAUGGGAAUUAAUACACCUUUGAAUUUCAGCAACUUUUUAAAAAGUUACACUCUUUGUUGAGAUAUUAGAACUCAUCUGUACAAAGUCAGCCUUUAGUCUGUUUAGUUUAAUGUCAAGUAAAAAGUCAAAUAGCCCUAGUGAGUGAAUUACAUAGCUGUCUGGAGGUCAUGUCACCAAAUGAACCAGGCUGAGAACAACUUUAUGUUGCUUCCCACAAACCAGGUGAAUGGCUAUAGCCAGUUCGAAAAAAGUAAUGUGAUUCUAGAAGUAUAAUUUCCCUUACUUGACAUGAAUGUGUUCACCUUUUUUUUUUUUCUUUGUCAGAGAAAUGGCAGUAAGUCCUGGGGCAGCUGGCACUUUUAAGUAUCUCCCCUAUUUGCUGCUACUAUUGUGCCUCGAGUGCCCAAUUGUUAUGGCGGCCUUCAAAACAAGUAAAUAGCAUUUUCCAAUAUAAAGCUUGUUUGCUUAUAAAGGAUAAGGGGAGUGGAUGGAUGUUGUGCAUAAAAUUGUAAAAUCUAAAGUGUACAAUUACUGUAGUCCCACGUGUGGCUUGUUCCUGGGUAUGCCUGGGUGCAGGGUUGUGACUGAAUUGCAAUUCUACUUAAGGUGGUGGUCCCGAGGCUUAUGUGCAGAUGGAAGGGAUAAAGAGAUCAGCGUUUUAAUCAUUGAGCUCUUCCUCUUUGCCCAUUCCUACCACUUUUUUUCAUGGGAGUUUCUUGUUAAACAGUUUCUCUCUUGCUACAUCCAUUUUAUGCUGGCUGAAAAUUAAUAGAAAUAUACAUUUUCAUCCAAGCAGCUUUUGGUUGAUGUUAGCCAGAGUUUUGUCACAGGUACAAAAUUAAGGCAGUAUUAUUGUGCAUGCUUUCUAGCCGAUGUUGAAACUUACUAUUUUUAUCAUUUUAAACUAUGUUUUUUGUAAAUACAAGAAAGACUUGGUCCACUUUGGGAAUAUCUGCAUGCUGUGGAGGGGGAAGAAAGAGAGAAGAAGAAAAGGGAUAGAUAAUAAGUAAUUUGGUUUUUAAAAUGUGAUACAAAGCUUGAUCAUCUUAGUUCUGACAGUCAUGCUAGUUAAAUAAGUCAACCAGAUGUACUUCAUUUCAGGUCUCACUCAGAUGCCCUGUUCAGUCUGAUGGCUUUUUUAAGGUUGGAUGGUGUAAAUGUUUUGCUUUUCAAUAUGACAAGCAUUUUAAAAACAAACAAACAAACAUUGUUUUAGCCCCGUGGUGCCACUGUCCUUGCAGUGUGAUUUCAUUGGUCAUGAAUUUCCAGGUCCUUCCAGGAAGAGGAAGAAGGUGCUUAACUGGUUAAUCCGUGUUUAUGUAUAUAUUGUUCCCCUGCCCUCCAGGAAAACUCUGACAAUGUGGAGAAUAGGCUGGCCCAGAGGUACCCUUCCUCAUCUUCCUCAGAAGAAGCUGCAACUAAUUUCCCACCAAAUAAAGUGUGCCCUUUCUCCCCCACUUCCUUUGUUCACGUCUAGAUGUGUGCCCAGCAAAUGAGACCAGGGGCGCUCGGUAAUGACAAUAUAAAGAAGCUAGUAAACAGAUUGAGAUGGACACGUUGCUGCUGCUAACAGCUUGACCCGAGCAGUCCUAACUUGUGUCUGGUCUGCUGCAUCGGGUUAGAUUGACUAAUAGUAAAUAGAAUCUACUGUCACAAGACACACUACACCUGCCAUCAGGAGUCACUAGGGGAUUCGCUCUCAUCGCGAGCACACCCUUUUCCAAAGAGCUCUUCAAAGUUAGACAGAUCUUAUUAUUUUUUUUUUUAAAUCACCUUCCCUUGAACUUGGAAUGUCUUAGGGGGUCUUGCUUUUCCCUCUCAUUCUUCGUUUUUAACAGGAGGGAUCUAAAUGAGUAAGGAGGGUGUGUAAAAGGCACAUGCCAAAAAGACUGGAGGCAUCACUCUUUUCCAUCAAAAAGUAAGUAAGAUGAAGUAGAGGGUUGAGACCUGCCCUAGUUUGGGGUGGGUGGAAAAGAAAAUAGUUACUGCACUGGAAAUGUGUAAGCGGAAAGUCUGGUACAGCUGUACCUAGCAGUGGGUGACAGUAUUAUAGAUGCCAUGGUCUGUAGCAGGCGAGUCACUGACCACAUCUGGGGAAGGGAAUGAGGAUAGCAAGGACAGCUGUGUGGGCUAGGAAAGUUCUUUAGGGGUCAUGGAAGCCAACAAGGGCAACUGGGGGAUUUGGGUUUACUUGUGAAUUGUUUUGGGUUGGAAGUAAUGCUAGAGUCCCUUGGGGAGUAAAAAGAUUCAAGCAGUCACCUAGGUUCUAAAAAAGACUAGUGGUGAGACCUAUUUCUUAUCAUAAUGAGAGGAACAGUAGGUCUGAGUGGUGCCAGCGCGAAUCUUCCCUCAUCACUACUUUUUCUUGCCACUAUAGCAAUGCACAAAGCUGUGGUUUGAACACUAGUUGGCUGAUGAUCAUUUGAUCAAAACAGGAGCUCACUCACUGUCCUACCAGGAAUAUAAGUAGCCUCUGUUUUUGUUUUCCCUCAGAGCUAAACUAUGCUUACUUAUGUUACUGUUAGGACCAUAUUUUAUCUGUCCCAGACUCAUUUCAGCAUUUCCUUGAAGUUGGAAAGUUGCUCACUGUAAUGAUAGUUGUCAAAGAGCAUUAUUCAUGUAAAUCCACCUGCAAAACUGACCCUCACUUUUGCCCCAAUACAUAUCUUCCCUCGGGUUCUUUGAUCAUCUCGUUCUUCCCACAUUUUGCACAAAAUGCUUUUUUACAGUCAUUUUGCAAUAACUGGAUGUCAAAUACUAUCUUUUGGGCAUUUGUUGAAAAAUCCAAAUGCCUAAUAACAGGGUUUGAAAAAAAACUAAGCAAUUUUACAAGUACACUGAAUUGGAUCAGCAUUAUUAUUCAUUAUAAUGCUAUAUAUAUUUUUGAAGCAACACACUAUAGUUGUCAUAAAACUAUCUUUAUUCUUCUUCUCCAAAGUGUUGUUGUAAAUUCAUUUGACCUUUACUGCAAGGGAAAAAAAAUCUUUUUUAUAUCGGGUAUCAGGACAAGGCUCAGUUUGUAACAAAUAGUGGACCAUUACAAAAGAGGAAAGGAAGAAGCCAGGGCUGAGCAGGGAGAAGCUUCAGUUCAAUUUCACCUCAUAUCUUUCUAAUAACUUACUUGUCACUUUAUUACCUUCCAGUAAUGUGAAUGCUGCUGACAAGACUGUCACACUAACAGCAGACAACACCCUCUCUGCUUCAGCCCCAGCUCUCCUGGCUACUUAUUGCCCUGGCCCUGAAGGGACACAAACUAAUAGUGUGCUUUCCACUUCAGCACUUGGCCAUCAAAUAUAAAAGGAUGCGUAAUUGCCUGUUUAUCCCUGGUGAAGGGGAAAUUGAGUACAAGGGCUAGGCUUUCCCACCAAGUCCCCUGAUGUACACACACAUUCACAACCAUCUCCUGCCACUCUGUCCCUCUCUCCCAGCCCUCCCUCCCUCGUUCCUCCUUUCUCCUCAGAGCACACAAGCAGCCCAUAUGCACACCUACUGUGUCUUUGGGAAGCUCCAGACUGUCUCCAGAUGCCCUCUCCCAGCUAUUAAGUGGACAGUAACAAGAUGACUUCUUAAAUAAAGGGUCAGGAGAGAGAUGCUAUCUGUGACAGACAUCUCUAUUUCUUUGGAAACUUAAGUAUUGCAUUUCCACGCCCAUCCACUUUUAGGAGUAUUGGGUGUGGUCCUAUAAUUAGAGAAAUUUUUUCCUAUAAGUCAAUGGCAUACAUAGGAUUGGAUUGACCCACAUUCUGUAGGGAAAGGAUUAAAAUAUUUAUCUACCCCUUCAAAAAGUGCAUGUGUUGUGAACAAACUGGUUAUGCAUGGUGAUAAAAAAAAUUUUUUUUUGAAUUUUUCUUUUAGUCUUUGGCAUCAAACCAUUAUUCUAAAUGUAUAUAUGUAUCUUUCAAUGACAGACUCAAAAUCCAUACUGUAACAUGACAGAUUAGCCUUCAUUUUUUCAAACUGGACUGACAAUCUAAAAAAAGUAAGGCAAUGCUUUUAACCUUAAUUAUUCAACCAAGGACUACCCACAAAUAAAAAGGUAAAUUCUCCACUUGGGAGAAUUUGGGUAAGUACAAGUACAGUGAGCUUUAGAAAUCCAAGUGACAGAGGACCAAAAGUAUACAGGAAGUCUACAUAGAAAUGUUAGAUCCCAAAAGACCUUCAACCCAAAUAUUGUGUUGGUAUUGGCUGCUGUUUCUGUGUGUUGAAUUAUUUCAUUAGUAAUUGAAAAAGUAGCUAGUGAGUGACUAAAUAAAAUGCAAGACCCAUUCAUGCACUUUCCUCAUGGAACUGGGGAACAACAUGCUUCCUUCUAACCCUGCAGCAGCAGGUGACAAAAGAUAGUUGGCCUCUGCUAUGAGCAGUCAGUCACAUUUCAAAUAAAAUAUUUGUCAACCAAAUAAGACACGUGCAGAUGUCAUUUCUAAUGUGGAUUUUUGCAAAGACAGAAAGCAGUGGAUUUAGGCAUAGAUGGCAUAACCAGUCUAUGCCAACGAGCUGCCUAAUUUCAUAAAACGUUGGAGGACUGUAAAGAAAAGCACUUUGAGCAAGGACUUUGGGUUAGAGAGAAGGCAGUUUGUUGACUUGUUUUUUUUUAUGUUCCUCAUUAUAUGUAUAUUACAUCACUUAUCAAACAUCCUUGAAUCUUAAUUAAAAACUCAGUUGCCAAAAUUGCACAAAUUCUACUAGCUGAUGCUAGCUUUCUCCCUUUAAGUAACAGGGAUGCCUAGGAACAUUUCUAAUAGUUUAAUGCUUUAUUAGCUUUCUUUUAAACAAUCUUUGAAGGAAAAAAGGAAGAACAGAAAAGGGUAUUUUGACAAAAAUGGAGAGAAGUAGAUAGUAUAAAAGUAUAUUUCUUGAAGAAGAGAGAGAAUCUAAGUGGUAUACCAAGAUUUUAUAAGGCUUCCUCUUGCCAAAUGUGAUGUUGAGAUAAUGCACAGCUAAGAUGGCAAAUCCAUAAAUUAUUAACAGGCUCUGCCCACUUCUGUUAUGGAAUGCAAGGUUUGAGAGGUUACUCUGGGGAGACCCUGGAUGUAUGAGAGAGCUCCACUCAUCUGGCCCUGGCAAUGUUUGCAAAAAAAAAAAAAAAAAGAGGAGAAAACUCCAGCCUCUUUGGUAGUCCCCCUGCGAGGUGAACUGACCUGGCACUGUUUCAGUGGGAACUUGCUGCCUGCCUUUUCCAUACUGGGAGACAAAGCAUCCCCCACCUCACCCCUGAAUCGGGGCUGUAGCCGUGAGAAGCAUUGAUUCAUGAGGUAUGAUGCUCUUGAACUCCCAGACAAUGUGCUGAGUUAAUAGGUUCACUUGAGAUGUAUAAACCAAGGCUGAUUGUUUAUUUUUUUUUUUUAAAUCUAGUACUCAAUUUGGAGCGUUUCUUUAUGUCUUUGUGCAGAGUAAUCCAAUCCUCUCAUUGCCUGUCUUAAUCUCCUCUGACUUUCCUAUUAUCUUUCUCACUCCCACCCUUUGCUCUUCUGAUCUCACCCACUCCCCUCAAAACAAUAAAAGUAAGGAAAAUAAAUAAAUCUUUGCUGAAGCAAGAAGGUAGAACACUCCUUCCUUCAUCGUGGUUCUGACCACUUUGGAAACGUGGGGGUUCUACCCUGUCCAGGGUUUACAUAACGUGAAUUCAAUGGAUGAGACGUUUUCCUAUUAUAUAUUAACCUGAUAUGACUAUCUAAGAUUAUAAUAUGGUGCGUUCACUUUCCUGAGCAAACUUUGGUUCAACCACCCUGCAGAGAAUCUCACACUCUCCUGCUAGCACGGGUAGGAAAAGCGCAGGAGAGCUCAGAGUGGGUAUGUGGAGGUCAGGGGCAAGGAAGGUUAAGAAACUGGGAGAAGACUUUAGUCUGAGGCCACCUGGCCUUUCAGUGUGCAGCCCCCUCAGCAGCAUGAGGGUGACUGAGGCACCAGUGGGUAGUUCCCAUGUGAGGCCUCCCUCACACUCUUGCCAGGCUCAAUCGAUGAAGCCCUUGCUGCUUUUCUGCUUCUUUGAGGGUAGAACAGGGUACACGCUGGGGCUCUGGAAAAGGAAGUUCUCUAUUCUCUCCUGCUGAUCAUGGAACCGUCCUGCAAAAUGUACUGAGAUCCCUCAGAGAGCUGAGAGAACGCACAACUUUCUUAUUCACCCCAAACCCACAGGUGCAUCUUCAGUAACAAAACAUUUGACCCGGCCUGCAUAUUUGACAAUGAAAAUGUCCAAAGGGCAUAUUGAGACAUCUUGAGGAAAAGAAAUUUUCACCCAGAUGUGUCCUCUCACUCCCCACAAAUUUAGGGGUUUGGCCCUGUCUUGUCUUUUCUGUUCUCAUCUGUGUCAAGCCAGCCUUUUCUGCUACACUUGCAGCAGAACCAAAGUCUGACCAUGAAAGCUGACUGCACCAAGGGCUGGGGACAGCUCACAUUGCCCUGAUCUAAUAAUCGUGACGUCGGUAGCUUCGUAAAUACUGUAUGAAUUUUAAGUGGGGGUUUUAUUUUUGUUUCAUUUUGUUUUAUUUUUUGUUGUUGUUGUUGUUUUUAUUAGUAGUCUGAGGUAAUUAAAGUUUUUUAUUUGCUAUUUCCUUUGUGUAUUUUCUGUACUAUAACUGUCUACAGUAUGUCUUUUGCAUAAAAUGCAUAAGGGUUUGGGGAUGUAAAUGGAAUUUUAUUCAUAUUUUGUCCAAAUACCUCUUGUAAUUUGUAUCAAAAUUCUUGUACAAUUUUUAUAUUAAAGAUUUAUCAGUCACUGA
Molecule: messenger RNA, 13005 nt
Organism: Ictidomys tridecemlineatus (thirteen-lined ground squirrel)
Lineage: Eukaryota; Metazoa; Chordata; Mammalia; Rodentia; Sciuridae
Gene: Bnc2
Product: basonuclin zinc finger protein 2
Biological process (GO): regulation of DNA-templated transcription
Cellular component (GO): nucleus
Source: RefSeq, a predicted model, not a curated record